AUGGUGUAUGGAUUUGAGGAGCCUGAGACGGAGGACAAGACAUCCGAAUACUACUCUGGUCCAGGAAUCGUCCAAGUUUUGACAAUGGAGGGUUUCGAUCAAGUUUUCAAGGCAGAAAAAUUUGUAGCAUAUGAAGAUCAACUCCUCAUGUUGGCCAAAACAAAGAUUGAUGAUAGUUGUUUAGUGAAGGGAUGUUCUGAGCAAGUUGUAAUUUCUACGAAGUGUGUUGGAUCUGCAUUGACAUUGUUUGGAUGGUGCUCCCAGCCAGUGCUAAAUAGAGGUCUACACAGUGGGGACCUGGUUGUGUCAGUGGCAGUUCUGUGCUCUGGGAACAAUUUUAGUAAGGUAGAACUGAUGGGUAGAAUAAUGAAUCUACAUCUUCCAAGCCAGUCUGCCUUCACACGCAUACAGCGGACAUACCUUGUUCCUGCAAUCGAGGAAAAGUGGGAGGAACACCAAGAAAUUGUACGCAAUGAGCUUGUCAACAGAGAUAUUGUGGUGCUGGGAGAUGGGCGCAUGGACAGCCAAGGACAUUGUGCUCAGUACUGCACAUACACAAUGAUAGAGAUGGAUUCAAAGAAGAUUGUGGCUUUGGAAACUUUAGACAAGCAAGAGACUGGGAAAAAAAGUACAAGUAUGGAGAAGUCGGGUUUCCAGAGGGCACUUGAUGAUGUGCAAAGCAGUUUGAAUGUAAAAGAGGUGGUGACUGAUGCACAUUUACAGAUUGGUGCACUAAUGAAACGCCAGUACUCUCAUAUCAAACACUCCCAUGAUAUAUGGCACGCAGCCAAGAACCUAGGGAAGAAAAUCAUUGCGGCUGGUCAAGAAAAGAGUUGUAAGGAACUUUUACAGUGGAGUACAGAUAUUGUGAACCAUUUUUGGCAUUGCUGCAAAGUUGCAAGCACAUAUGAAGAAUUUCUGGAUGUAUGGGUUGGAGUGCUCCAUCAUGUCCAAAAUGAACAUGAAUGGGGAUUAUCCUAUGGAAGGAUGGCACCAGGUGCUUGUUACCAUGAGGAACUGAAUGAUGACAGAGACAAGUCUUGGAUUGAGAAAGGAAGUCCUGCACACUCUGCAUUGACCAAGAAUGUCCUAGACAAGCGAUUCCUCAACAACAACCACUAUUACCUUAAUUUUAGGAAUACAGCAGAUUUGGAGAUCUUCAACAAUCACAUUCUCAUGUAUGCUUCCAAGAGAAUUUCUUAUUCACCCCCAGUGUACAGAGCCAGGAAUAUUUUGGCAGCAUUGGACUACAAUUAUGCAGUUGAUUUGCCCACAGCAACCCAUAAAGAUGGUGCACCUAGAUAUUUCAGAACCUACUCAAAGAAGUCGGGGAGAUGGACAGUUUUUGAGCGGAAGGUGAAGAAGACUUACAGUCAUAUUAAUGACAUCUUUCUGAAAGUUCUGCGAAAGCGUUUUGAGUUAGAGAGAGGCAUGCAUCAUCCAGCGGAACUUGCAGAGAGAGACCCCAGGAGAAUUUCUCGGGUCAUUGCCCCAAAGUCGCCACCACCAACAGUAGAGAUUGCACUUCAGAAAAAGUCCAGAUUUGAAUAA
Messenger RNA from Saccostrea cuccullata (small rock oyster), 1551 nucleotides. RefSeq lists its product as uncharacterized. Lineage: Eukaryota; Metazoa; Mollusca; Bivalvia; Ostreida; Ostreidae. The transcript has 8 exons. The record is from RefSeq and is a predicted model, not a curated record. The coding region runs from base 1 to 1551 and encodes 516 amino acids.